Molecule: messenger RNA, 438 nt
Organism: Pseudocercospora fijiensis CIRAD86
Lineage: Eukaryota; Fungi; Ascomycota; Dothideomycetes; Mycosphaerellales; Mycosphaerellaceae
Exons: 1
Coding region: 1-438 (145 amino acids)
Biological process (GO): regulation of transcription by RNA polymerase II
Cellular component (GO): mediator complex
Molecular function (GO): transcription coregulator activity
Source: RefSeq, a predicted model, not a curated record
AUGGCGCAAAAGCAGCCGAUCAAGACGACGACGAACGCCGACGCGACAUCGAAGUCGCUGCUUAACCUACCAUCGCCGCAAGCCUUCGAUAUCCUGCCACUGCUCCACGAAUAUCUCGCACAGGUCGACGUGCACUUCAAUCAAGAUGUGCCGCCCGACGAGAGACCGCACGAGGAAGGCAAUGAUGAUAUAGGUGCAACAUACGGAGGCGAAAAAGGCAAGCCUCUGAACCCGAAAGAGCUGCCAGCCAAAGUAUCGGAUGUCAAGCAGAGAAUCAGACAGGCGCAGCGCGAGCUUGAGAAACUGCCAGACAUGGAUCGCACUGUGCAGGAGCAAGAAGAGGAGAUCCAGGAAUUGCAGGACAGGAUUCGGCGGCAAAGAGAAAUGCUGAAGGGCCUCGCUUCGUUCGCGAGGACCAUGGAGGAGAGGUUGCCGUGA